Molecule: messenger RNA, 2734 nt
Organism: Limanda limanda (common dab)
Lineage: Eukaryota; Metazoa; Chordata; Actinopteri; Pleuronectiformes; Pleuronectidae
Product: mucin-2-like
Exons: 5
Coding region: 99-1934 (611 amino acids)
Molecular function (GO): nucleic acid binding; zinc ion binding
Source: RefSeq, a predicted model, not a curated record
CGGAUACGAUGUCUACUCGAUGAGACAUUGCAGGCGUCACUGCCAGUUCCUCCAGGGGGACCUCUCUCUGUGCGAACAGGAAAUACAAACCCCUGCAUAUGCAGUCUACCACCUUCCCAUCGCUUUGCUACUCGGGCCGAUUCAGUCCCUUUGAUCUUGCUCCUCCUCGAUUUGAAAAUCCGACAGAAGAAGGAGAAAGUAAAACGAGGGAGACGAAAAAAGUUGAAAGCAGCAUUCAGGACAAAUCCCAAACGCCGCUCCCCUGUAACCCUGCACCGUGGCGUCCGCGCAAAAAGGAAACCGCGUACUGCGAAUGCUGUCAUCAACCCUUCACCAAUCUGGAGGAGCACUUACAGUCGGAUCAGCACCGUAUGUUUGUGCUGGAUCCCUCCAACUACACUGUGGUUGAUCAACUUGUGGCUGAGAUGCUCCCAGGAUUCAACCCUAGUCCACCUGAACAACCAGAAGAAACAGAACCACCAAGUCUGCAGCUCAUCCAGGACGUCUGUGAACUGGAGCCUCUCACUGAUGGCGAGACGGAACUUGCCAUUCAGGCCCUGCGCAGACAAAGUUCAUCGUCCAUAAUCAUCUCCAGUUCUACCGCGGGUCGUCUUACCAUUGACCCUGGCAGCCCAUCGCUAGGAGUUCUGUUUCCCGUCGCAAGACCAGCCACACCACCUGCUGACAUCCAGCCUUUCACUCCAGCUGAGUGCCAGCUCCCGGAUAUCCAGCCCCAGGUUUUGAGCCCUGUCAUGCCUCUAUUGGAUGUUCAACCACAAUACCACGCCUCACCCAGCCAGCAGCCAUCCUCUUGUCCUGAUACCCCUGAUACUCCAUCCGUUGACCCUUACUCUCUGCCCCCUGUCCUCAGCCCUCAAAUCCCUUCCUGCAUUAUGGAGCUGCACAGCCCGUACUCCGAGCCGCCUGUCCUCAGUCCUCAACAGUACAUCGAAGAGGAAACUCUGGAAGUCAGUGAAAGGGAUACUGCGGAGAGUUUUUCGGACUCUGUCUCAGCUGUCACGGUUCCCAUCACCGUCUCCCUCCCUUACACUGCAGCUGAGACAAAUGCAGAGGUGGAAGAUGGUUGUUUAGCAUUGAGUGGGAUCAUAUUUUCUGGCAGUGGUUCGGUGUGUGAUAAACUGGUGUCAUGUCGAUCCCAGUCAUUGCCUCGACAGUCAGCUACAGCUCCAAACCACAAAAAACGCUGUCGCUCAGCCAGCCCCGAAUGUAACCGCAGCAAAAGGAGUAGGAUUACAGCGAAAUGUAACUGGACUGAACAAGGGUUGAUAUCUAUAAAACCAGAACGUGACAUUAGGCCAAAGUGUGGGGGGUAUUCAUUAUUUGACAAGGCCUCUUGUCAGAUAACACAGUGUCCUCGACAGCAGGUCUCUUCUUCAUGCACGGGGGAAAAACUUGAUUCUUCAACAUUUUGUGUUCCAACUGUGCAGAAUUUUCCAUGGGAACCGAGUCAAACUGACAUUUUGGGUCAAAGUAACGCACGUGUAACAACUCCUUCAAAUACAAAGACUUUUGAACCACAGCUUCAGCUCCACUAUGGAGAAUCUCUCAGUGCGUUUUCCAGCCAAGACUCUCAGCGUUCACUAUCCCACUCUACCUCCGUGUGCAUCGAGUCGGCCCUCAUCCCUGACUUGGCUGCGCUCUCUCCAUCGUCAUCUGACUCUGACUGGGAGUGUGACCUGCUGUCACGGCUGGGCCCGGCCUCGGCGACACCUCUUUUGCCCUCUGAGCAGAGCUGUGUUGUCGACAACGAGCUCCUCCAUAAGCCGUGCAAGUGGAUGCAAGACACCAGCUACGAGUCACGUCUGCACACGGCCCUCCAGCCGGCGACCCCAUCGACCUCACUGUGUGGGGAGGAAAUGGACCCAUCAGUGUUUUCCAGGACUGUGAUACAGAUUGUUCAAGUUCAGCACUGACUAUUAAUCUGGUGAUUGUUCCAGAAAACUAGAAGAACCACCACUGGGAGCAGUAAGUGUCGGACUCUGCAGCUGCUUAUUCCACCUCGAGGAACAAUGUGCAGCACUUAAGCUCUUCAAAAUAAACCACUGACGUGUACAUUCAAUAAAUAUUUAAAAUUGAGUGCAAACUAAAAGGUAACGCUCAACUGUUUUUAGGUCGUGCACAUUUGUAUUAUUGGUUGUAGUAGAUGCAUAGUGGAUCCUGCAUCCUCGCAUGCAUUUAAAGAGCUUCCAUUAUCAUGCUUACUCUCAACCUGUAAUUCUCCUUGUGCACAGAACACGAGCAGUUUCUGUAUAUUGUGCUGACUGCAGCGUUUCAGCAGCAAUGUCCGGGAACACACGUUGGUACUGAGAAUUUAACGAGGCUUUUCUGAAUGGGGGCAUUACUCAAUUACUGUAAGUGCUGCAUCUGGAUCAGAUCCCGAUUGCACCGGCGUAGAUGGUCAAACGGGCGAGAGGAGGCCUCGCACAAGGUGCAAGACAAACUGUCUAAUUAAUGUGAAACGACUUUUCCUCCCUUCUGAAGGUGGGCCAAAGAACCUGUUCCGCUGUAGUGCACUGCAGCUACAGGAGCUUUAUUAUCCUCACUUCUCGGUGUAGGAAAUUUAAGGUCGCGUGCCAUUAAAGACUCACCACAGCUCAUCAUAGCUGACAAAACUCAAAUCGAAUGUCACCAAGAAAUCUCACCCAGUUCUCGUGGGGGAAAUGUGAAGUGAAACCUUGUGUGGUGUUUUUAAAUAAACGUUUUUAACCUUAAA